AUGGCCAUGAUUAUCGCAGACGAACGAUGGCUGAAGCUGAUACAACCCUCCAAUGACUGGAGCGUCGGCUUUAUUAUAAGUAUCUACAAUAUCGGCUGUAUGGUUGGUGCUAUGACAACCGGGGUUUUCGCAGAUGCGUGUGGCUGCAAGAGGACAAUAUCUCUAGCAAGUUUGGCAUUCAUUAUCGGCCCAUUGAUCCAAGCCGGAUUUUACACUAUCGCGCAGAUCGGCGUCGGUCGCUGGAUUCUCGGACUUGGUGUCGGCGCGUAUUCUGCCGGUGUCUCUCCGGCUGAACUCCGUGGUAGGAUUGUAGGAAUCGAGAUAAUGAUCCCCCGUUUUGAUGAGAUGGUCGUGUUCAGGCUCGUGGACCUAUGCUGCCGCGAUCUUCCCAAUUUCCCUACGAGCAACGCCUUGUGUACUGCUUCUCCCUGGAUGUCGAACUUUGUAGUAGCUCAAGUGUCUCCCACUGGAAGUGCCACAGGUUAUGGCAUUUACGUGCUAUUUGCAAUCAUCUGCAUCAUAGCGUUCUUAUUCGUGCGUUAUGCCCUUGUUGAAACGAAGGGCCGCUCGCUCGAAGAGAGGGCAGAACUUUUCGGUGUUGACGGAAAUGAGAAGGGUCAGGUUGCGAGAUUCAGCAAGAGAAGGUAA
Messenger RNA from Annulohypoxylon maeteangense, 648 nucleotides. RefSeq lists its product as uncharacterized. Gene Ontology annotation, molecular function: carbohydrate:proton symporter activity. Gene Ontology annotation, cellular component: membrane. The record is from RefSeq and is a predicted model, not a curated record. The transcript has 4 exons. Gene Ontology annotation, biological process: carbohydrate transport; transmembrane transport. NCBI's taxonomy places the organism in Eukaryota, Fungi, Ascomycota, Sordariomycetes, Xylariales, Hypoxylaceae. Bases 1 to 648 code for a protein of 215 amino acids.